Musca domestica (house fly) is the source of this 697-nucleotide messenger RNA. RefSeq lists its product as uncharacterized. The record is from RefSeq and is a predicted model, not a curated record. Lineage: Eukaryota; Metazoa; Arthropoda; Insecta; Diptera; Muscidae. The coding region runs from base 163 to 504 and encodes 113 amino acids. The transcript is spliced from 3 exons.
UCUACAACAGUCGUCCAUUGUAAGUGGCAUAAAGAACAUCACAGAAAGAUCUCAGAAAAAAACGUAUAUUCUCUUGAGUUGUUGUUGUUUUUUAUAGUGGGAGCGUGUGUGUGUGUUUUUUGUAAAAAAAAAAUAAAUAAUUAAAAAAUCAAAAAAAAAAACAUGAAAUUCAUUACCGCUGCUAUUAUUAUGGCUGGUCUAAUAAUAAAUGCUGUGGCAGAUGUUCGCUAUCGCGGCAAUGCUGUACAUCCAGAUUAUCCCAACCAAUGUUACUAUGAGGACUUGAAACAGCCCAUACCCAAAAAUCAAUCCUUUUCGCCCAUUAAUUUGGAGGAUCAUUGUGAACGUAUCUUCUGUCGUUCCGACUAUGUUCUCGUCAUGGAAUAUUGCGGUCGCCAUAAUUUGGCGCCCAAUGCCACAUGUAGCAUUCGCAGUGAUUCCCGCCAACCCUAUCCCGGUUGUUGUCCCACUUUGGCAUGCGAAAAUGAAAGCAAUUUUAUUUAGAGAGAGUGUUUAGGCAUUUUGUAAAAAAAUAAUGAAUGAAUUAUUUAAAAUGGGGCCACACAUUCUCAUAUCCACACCUUCCCCCCCCACUUAACCAAAGAUUGUGAAAAAAAAUGGAAAAAAAUAUGUUUAUGACAAAUUGUUGAAAGAAAAUGGAAAUCUGUUGUUAUUAAAAAAAAAAUCCAUAAAUCGA